AUGGCGCCGUCCAUGGGCCGCGUGCCCCGAGAGGUUCUGGCCGCUGGGCUCGGGGCCGUGUGCGUGGACGGCCUGUUCAACCCCCUCGCGGUGGUGAUGGCGCGCUCGCAGCUGGAGCCCGGGGCCAGCCCGGCGCAGAUCGCGAGGCGCUCGCUGGGGGCGGCGGGGCUGCUGCGCGGCCUGGUGCUGCCGGGCCUGCUGCCCAUGUGCCUCAAGGGCCUCUGCAGCUCCGGCUGCCGCGUGGGCCUGUACCCCGCGAUACGUGACCGCAUGCCCGGCGACGGGCUCCUGGCCAGGGCCUGCGCGGGCGCCACCAGCGGCGUCAUCGGCGUCACGGUCUUCAGCCCCUUCGAGAUGGUGCGCGUCCGGAUGGUCAGCGGCAGCCCUUACCCGAGCACCGCUGCGGCGUUCGUCGCGGUCGCGCGGGAGGCGGGGAGCCCCGCCGGGCUGUGGCGUGGCGUGGGCCCGCACGCGGCAUGCAGCUCUCUGUUCAGCGGCGUGCAGCUGGCCUCCUACGACAGCGCCAAGCGGCUUCUCCGGCGGUCGCGAGGCGCGGAGGAGGGCCCCGCGCUGCACAUGGCGGCGAGCUUCCUGUCGGGCCUCUGCGCCCAGGUCGCCUCCCACCCCGCGGCCACGGUGAAGACGGUGCUCAUGGACCGGAGGGCGGCCUCGGGGCGUGGGGCGGGCGCGGUGGGGACGCUGCUGGAGCUGCUGUCGCAGGGCGGCGUCGGCAGGCUCUAUCCGGGUCUGCUGCCCGCGCUCGCCUUCAAGGCUCCCGCCGCCAUGGUCUACAUGCCGGUCGUGGAGCAGUUCAGGGCGCGGGUGUUCUGCGUCGGCUACCUGUGA
Prorocentrum cordatum is the source of this 846-nucleotide messenger RNA. The record is from the annotation of a GenBank genome assembly. Lineage: Eukaryota; Dinophyceae; Prorocentrales; Prorocentraceae.